GUGACAGCUUCCCAACUGGACGAGCAGCUGGCUGCGGACCUGUGGCUGCUCACCCCCCCCUGCCAGCCGUACACCACCACUUCCAACGCACGUCGCCGGGACACAGCUGACCCACGGGCCGCCUCGCUGUUGCACCUAAUGUCACCUGCCGUACUGCCAGCCAUGCAGCGGCCCCCGACCAGGCUGAUGAUGGAGAACGUGCCGGGUUUCGUGGGCUCGGAUAGCCACAAAAUGAUGGUGGCGGCGUUGGGUACGGCAGGGUAUGAGCUACAAGAGUUCAUUGUGUCGCCACACCAGCUGGGAGUGCCGUACUCGAGACCUCGCUACUUUGCACUGGCAGUACGGCGGCCGCUGAGCUUCCCUCGCCAGUACGACUGCAGCCGGGGACCCCUGGGUCAAGGCAUGGAGUGUAGGACCAGGCCGGGCAGGAGCCCGGCUACUAGUGAGGAGGUCGGCGCCGGGCCCGCUGCUGACGCCGAAGCCGCCAUUGCCACAGCCGCCGCUGGGGCGACCAAGGAUGGCGUCAGCAGUAGUGACCCAUGGGUCGCGUAUGCCGUUUCCGCUGCGCAGUUGGCGCGGUUCUGGCGUGUAUUGGACGUGGUGACCCCCUCCAGCACGUACUGCAACUGCUUCACCAAGCACUACACGGACAACCUGUUGGCCGCGGGGUCAGUACUGGCCAGCGAGGACUUCGCGGAGCCGGGCGAGGCGCAUGCGGAGGCAGUGGUGCUCGGCCUGCGGUUCUUCAGCCCGGAUGAGGUGGCGGCAAUUCACGGUGUGCGGGCGGACUGGGCCGCUAGGGCGAGAGCUGCGGGGUUGCAGCCACGCCAGCAGUACGCUUUGCUUGGGAACGGCCUGAGCGUGGACGUGGCGUCGUACUUGUUGACGUACUUGCUUCAGGCACAGUGA
Molecule: messenger RNA, 909 nt
Organism: Volvox carteri f. nagariensis
Lineage: Eukaryota; Viridiplantae; Chlorophyta; Chlorophyceae; Chlamydomonadales; Volvocaceae
Exons: 4
Molecular function (GO): methyltransferase activity
Source: RefSeq, a predicted model, not a curated record